GCAUCCCGACUUCAUUCACCCCGGAGAUCACACGACUGACGUGAACUGACAUCAAACUCCUCUGAGCUGCAGGGUGGAGAGUUUCUUUUCUUGUUUCGUUGAUGCCGUUUGCCUUUUCCUCGGCGUGUUCAGGACUGAACUGGUUAUUUCUGGAAGUUUAAAAUUAAAAAGAUUUAGCCAAUUGUAAUGAUUUGCCCAUAUAAAGUGCCAAAAUGCUCCACCGCUGCAGGACGCACAACUGUGUGAUUUUGAAGGGAUUACACUGAGGACAAAAUGAUGGAUAUGGCCGGAUGUGUGAAUGUAAAAGAGAGGUUUUCACAUUUCCGUUGGACACCUGUUCUUUUGAUGAGCUGCUGAACAUCAACUUGACCUCAGUUAGGUUUGAUUGUUUGAUGCUUCAAACUACUGGACAAAAGGUUGUGCAACUGUGAGCGUCCUCCUGCAACUCGGACUUACACUGCGUAUGCUUUGCGUUCGUUUUAACAUUAUUUUGGAAAUCAGCUCCUCUCUUAACUACAGUGGCAGGAGCAGAACAAGCUCGGCUCUAUCAUUUAACCGCUGUUCAUUCCGGAAUUUAAACAUCAUCUGAAGCGUUAGGGUCUCUGGCUCGCUCUUUCCUUGAGGUCGUGGGGGUGGCCAGUUCUCCCGAGGGAUGUUUCUGGGCUCCCGAGAACAGUGGACCUUCGCCUCGUCCUGGUGCCUAUGCAGCGGAUCUGAGAGGAGAUGAGAGCUGCGCUGUACCACCUCCUCGCCGGUUGCCUCUGCCUGUUACGCACCGCUGCUGAGGCGCAGCUUUGUAUCUCCAUACCCAAUAAAGCGGCUCAUCGACUGACUUUCCUCCCACAGGAGUCCCCUCUCCCCCGGGAGCUGCUGGAGCGCCUCUCCCGCAGCGAGAUCCGCAGCAUCAGCGACCUCCAGCGGCUACUAGAGAUAGACUCCGUAGAUAACGAGGUGAUCGAGGAGACCAAACACAGCUACCACAAGGACUUCUCUCACAGCUUCCCCGACCUGAAGAGAGCACACACACAAACCAGACACAGGAGGAGCACUGUGGUGGAAGAGGCCUUGCCGGCGGUGUGCAAGGUGCGGACAGCAAUCUAUGAGAUCCCCCGGAGCCAGGUGGAUCCCACCUCAGCCAACUUCAUCAUUUGGCCGCCCUGCGUCGAGGUGAAACGCUGCACUGGCUGCUGCAACACCAGCAACAUGAGAUGCCAGGCAUCACGCAAGCACCAUCGCAUGGUCAAGGUGGCAAAGGUAGAGUAUGUGCGGCGGCGGACGAAGCUGAGGGAGGUACAGGUGAGGCUGGAGGAUCACCUGGAGUGCAUGUGCACCAACAAACGCCACAUCAACCCAAACUCAGACACAGACAAUGGCAUCAGGUGAAGAGAGAUGGACAGAUGGAGGAGAGGAAGAGGAGGACAAGGAUGAGCACCUUCAGCCUCUAACAUCUCCACCUCCACCAACUCCUGUCAUCAAGUGACUGAAAGGUUUGAUGGAGUUUAUUUUGACCAGUGACCUUUGGGACAUUUAAUGGAGGAUAACUGACUCAUAUGGACCUCAGCUUUACUUUGAAAGAUACGUACAAAAACUGCGAGCAACAAACCGCCAGACACAAAACGAACAAACGGCCUGAUGGUUUCCUCGCCGUGAUUCCUCGAUGGAGAAAAGAAGCGAUUAGGUGAUGAAAGUGCAGAACAUUGGCAGAGGGAUCGAAGGACUUAUCCUCUGCGUCUUGUUCCCUCUCCAGACUAUAAACCGUUCAGCGUCUCGGAUUAUGAACUGGGUGGAAUCCUUUCUAGAAACAGAGACUGGGAUUAGGUUUUUGUACUCCAAGAUUUACUCUUCCUCAGCAGAACACACACAUGCACGUAUAUCCACUUAUUUUUAUAACCUCUCAUUUUCUAUCACUGUUUCUACUUCUGGUAUGUUAUCCACAUUAAGAAUGGAGAGAAAAAAAUCCUCCUGACAUGUUACUGAUACUAAUAAACUAUUUAUAUGAAAAGAAA
Molecule: messenger RNA, 2006 nt
Organism: Dicentrarchus labrax (European seabass)
Lineage: Eukaryota; Metazoa; Chordata; Actinopteri; Moronidae
Product: platelet-derived growth factor subunit A
Exons: 6
Coding region: 724-1383 (219 amino acids)
Biological process (GO): positive regulation of protein autophosphorylation; positive regulation of phosphatidylinositol 3-kinase/protein kinase B signal transduction; positive regulation of MAP kinase activity
Cellular component (GO): membrane
Molecular function (GO): platelet-derived growth factor receptor binding; growth factor activity
Source: RefSeq, a predicted model, not a curated record